AUGAAUACGUUAACAUGUCCGAAUAAUGCAAUAACAGCUCUUCCACAAUUUUAUAAUAACAUUGGUACAAGUGAUACUAAUCAUACCGCUAAUUUCGACGGCGAUAGUAAUAGUUAUUCUGCUCAGGCACUUGCUGCCGUUAACAUAACACCUGGAGCAACUAUUCAACAUAAUGGCGUUCACUUUGUGUGGCCAAGCAGUGCUCCGGGUACAAAUAACAAUGUUCAGGCAAAUGGACAAGUGAUUAACACGACUGGUACGACGGGCUGUACUCUAGGAUUCUUGGGUGCUGGUACUAAUGGACCACAAAAUGGAGCCAUUAUGGUUACAUACAAUGACAGUGCUACACAAACAUUUCAAUUAACACUUAAUGAUUGGUUUUUUAAUACGCCCUCAGAUGGGACAGACAUACUAGCGACGACACUUUUGAAUAAAUGCGCUAAUGCAUUUGUAAUUAAUCCAACAAAAACAAUUCAAACAAUUACAUUGCCUGUUCGUGAAAAGCUACAUAUAUUUGCAAUUGGCACAACCUGUCUACCAGGUGGAUUGAAAUGUACGAGUAAUGCAGCAAGUACAGCUCUUUCACAAUUUUAUAAUAACAUCGGUACAAGUGAUACUAAUCAUACGGCUGAUUUCGACGGCACUCAUGACAGUUAUUCUGCUCAGGCACUUGCUGCCGUUAACAUAACACCUGGAGCAACUAUUCAACAUAAUGGCGUUUACUUUGUAUGGCCAAGCAGUGCUCCGGGUACAAAUAACAAUGUUAAGGCAAAUGGACAAGUGAUUAACACGACUGGUUUAAUGGGCUGUACUCUAGGAUUCUUGGGUGCUGGUGCUCCUGGAGAACAAGGUGGAUCCGUUAUUGUUACAUACAAUGACAGUGCUACACAAACAUUUCGAUUAACAUUUAAUGAUUGGUAUAGUAAUAGUCCCGCAAGUGGAACAGACAUACUAGCGACGACAACUUGGAAUACAUGCAGUAAUGGUGUGUGUACUCCGGGCAAUCAUCAAGUUAGCAUUUAUUAUUCAGGAUUUGCAAUUAAUCCAACAAAAACAAUUCAGACAAUUACAUUGCCUGUUAAUACAAAUCUACAUAUAUUUGCAAUUGGCACAACCUGUCUACCAGGUAGCUAG
Messenger RNA from Didymodactylos carnosus, 1134 nucleotides. NCBI's taxonomy places the organism in Eukaryota, Metazoa, Rotifera, Eurotatoria, Philodinida, Philodinidae. The record is from the annotation of a GenBank genome assembly.